Candoia aspera is the source of this 2676-nucleotide messenger RNA. RefSeq names its product chromosome 5 C2orf49 homolog (gene TSLIG2). The record is from RefSeq and is a predicted model, not a curated record. Gene Ontology annotation, biological process: embryonic morphogenesis. The transcript has 4 exons. Bases 321 to 1073 code for a protein of 250 amino acids. Gene Ontology annotation, cellular component: tRNA-splicing ligase complex. NCBI's taxonomy places the organism in Eukaryota, Metazoa, Chordata, Lepidosauria, Squamata, Candoiidae.
GGCUUGUUUUCACACGGGAAAUUCACGUUCCAUUUAUUGGAUCAGUCCAAAACAGAAAGUUGGAAAGUAAAGGGCCCUGCAUUUUUUCUGAGCUUUUGCUGAAAGGCAGCCACGCUGAAGCGCCAUCAAGAAAGCUGCAAGGAGCGGCUCCCCUUUUCUCUCUCUCUCCUUUUUUUUAGUGACUUAAAACGGGAACCCGGAAGUGAAAAAUUCGAAACGGACACCUUCGCUCUACAUUUUCGUAUCUCGGCAACGCUUCCCCCGAAACUUGCUCGCCUUGCCGCGGCGACGCGCGUCACCGGAAGGAACCACCCGAAAGAAUGCUCUGGCGGCCAAUCAGGAUCACGUUCGGAAAGAUGGCGGCGUUCGGGGGCCGAGGGUCCUCCGCGAAGGAGGGAAGUGGGGACACGGCGCGAGCGGACUCGGACCUCCUGUUGCAUCCGGAGCUGCUCUCGCAGGAGUUCUUACUCCUGACGCUGGAGCAGAAGAAUAUCCCAAUAGAAGAUGAGGUGAGAAUCAGUAAGGAUGGCCUUACUGAUCUAUAUGUUCAGCAUGUCAUACCAUUGCCUCAGCGUGAUUUACCCAAAACCAGAUGGGGAAAACUAAUAGAAAAGAAAAGAGGUCAGCAAGUGUUGAAACAUGGCACCCAAAGCAUUAUGGCAAUGGAAAGUCUAAGGAAAAGGCCUCUCAUUGUGUUUGAUGGUAGCUCAACAAGUACAAGUAUUAAAGUGAGGAAGACUGAGAAUGGAGCUGCUGAUGGUCUAAAAUUCCUUACAUCUGGAAGUAACAAUAUCGCGUGUAAAAGACUGGCUAUUCCUUCAAAUUCCUCAUCAUGCAUAUCUGCUCCCACCUUUUCAUCAGACGUUAAAAUGAAAUCUAGCAAUAAUGAGGCUAAGCAGAACAAUAUUAUAGUUAGUAUGUCAUCUAGUCAAAAGCCAUCAGUUUUAGAGCCUCUUACAGGAACUACUGUUGUGAAAUUAAAGAGAGCUGCUCCAAAAGAAGAAUUGGAUUCAUCAAAUGGCCUAAAGCCUACUGAAUCAAAAAAGAAGAUCCAGCAUGUAACAUGGCCAUGAACCUACAGGAGUUAGGAAUGUAAAUAAUGCUUAGUCUUCAUUACAGUACAGAAGAAUUGUAUUAAACAGAGUUGCAGAUUGCAGUGGGUUAUUCAUAAUGCUUAGAACUUCACAGUAUAAAGGAGGCACCAUAUCUUCACCAUCAAGUUGAGAACAUUUCUGUUGCACUUUGAAUUAUUUAGUUCCCAUUUUAGAAGUUCAUUUUGGUAGAACAAAAUGGUUUUACCAGCCUUUCUUUGGCUUUCUUAACCGUAGUCUGUAGGUCAAGUCUUUGCAUGAUCUGGUAGAGAAAACUGUGUGAGUUUAUAACUGUUCCUGUUCAGUUGUACAACAGAAUAUUUUUUAAAAAUAUAUACAGAUAUAUUUAGAUGGUAUGGAAGACUGUGCUUCCUCAUUCUACUGGUUUUCCCAAGAUACUUGCACAGAAUAGUUCUGUCACAAGGCCUAGGAUAAAUAUUUCUAAUUCUUGGGUGCCAAUAUCACUUUUUAAGAAAAUAUCUGGGUCCUUUCCUAGGUGAAACCCUGAACUGUGCACUGGCUUUGCUUCAAAUUGAAGUUUUUGUUAACAUGGAAGAUCAAAUGGAUUUUUGUUGUCUUUGGAGAUACAUAGGCAGAAGCCCCCCACCCCCAAGACUGUGAGAAAAAAAAGACUGUGUGAACUAGAACUGUAUUUUUAUACAGUAUGUGACAGGUAUUUUAUACUAAAAAUUUUUAAGGAAGGCUUAUUUAACUACAAAAUGCCUGACAAAAUUCAGAAGGAAUGUAAUGUUUUCUUUUGGGGGAGAUGGGCGGUAACAAAAUUUGAAUAAUAAAUAGAUAAACAAAUGCUUGUUCUACUUAUUUGUGAAACUAGAAAAGAGAUGAACUUAUCAUACAGAGAAUAUGCAGUGGAAGUUUACAAGGAUGAAAGUUCUGUCUGAAUAAAUUCUGUAUUCUUUUCUUGUAUGAGAUAAAAAGCAUCCCAGGGGGUUAAUAAUGUUAGACUCACAUUUGUAUGCACAAAGUAGUUUUAUGUCAUAUGUGUUAAUGAAAUUGUAUUAGUUAAAGGCUCUGAAGAUGCUGGCAGCAUCUCGGUGAUAAAGAUAAUUUAGUUUCAAAACUUGUAAAUGUUAACAGCUUCCUAACAAUGAAAUAUACUUCUGAAGCAGAAGUAAAGUGAAAUAUAAUUUUUAUAAGAAUUGCUCACUGUAUUGGGGAGGGAAAAAACAACACAUCUAUCCAAACUGAGUACAUUUAAGUUAAGUUGGUAACAGUAAGGUAGGUAAAAUACAUACCACUUAUGAACAUUUAUGAGAUUUAGCCCACAGUCCUAUAUGCCAUUACUUCACAGUAAGUUCCAUUUAGCUUACAUUUGUGUACUCACACUUAGGACUGCAUUAUUGACCUACAAUUUCCAUUGCCUACAUUAUGCCCCAAGGCAUCACUGAGCACUUCAGAAUAUAAAGAAUGGUGUAUUGAAGUGUAGUUGAAUUUGCCUCUUCUUAAACACUCGUGCAAGUUUUCUACUUAAGUAUACAGUUUAAUUUUGUGUUUUUGUAUUUGGAUUGCUGUAUUUUUAUUAGCUUAUCUAAAUUAAAUUAAAUUAAAUGUGAUCUCUUGUAUG